Messenger RNA from Alnus glutinosa, 1162 nucleotides. RefSeq names its product transcription factor MYB59. Gene Ontology annotation, biological process: regulation of DNA-templated transcription. The coding region runs from base 109 to 870 and encodes 253 amino acids. The record is from RefSeq and is a predicted model, not a curated record. Lineage: Eukaryota; Viridiplantae; Streptophyta; Magnoliopsida; Fagales; Betulaceae. Gene Ontology annotation, cellular component: nucleus. Gene Ontology annotation, molecular function: DNA-binding transcription factor activity; sequence-specific DNA binding. The transcript has 3 exons.
UCUCCAUGAGCCCUUGAUAGGUGGAGCAAGAAAAAGAGUUAAGAGACACAGAUAUAGAGAGGGAAAAAAAAAGUUGAAAAUGGUGCAAGAGGUAAUCCGAAAGGGUCCAUGGACAGAACAGGAGGACUUCAAAUUGAACAUCUUUGUGGGCUUGUUUGGAGAUCGACGAUGGGACUUUAUAGCCAAAGUUUCAGGUUUGAAGGUGGCGGGAGACAAAUAAUAGGUUUGAACAGAACAGGUAAGAGUUGCAGGUUACGAUGGGUGAAUUACCUGCACCCUGGUCUCAAACGAGGCAAGAUGACACCUCAAGAAGAGCGCCUUGUGCUGGAACUUCAUUCCAAAUGGGGAAACAGAUGGUCAAGAAUUGCCCGCAAAUUACCUGGGCGUACAGACAACGAAAUUAAGAAUUAUUGGAGAACUCAUACGAGGAAAAAGGCUCAAGAGAAGAAACAAGCUACCUCUCCAUCAUCAUCAUCUUCCAAUUGUUGUUCGUCAUCAGCAAGCAAUCCCACUGUGGAUUCAUUGCCCUUCCCAGAGACUGGAGAAGAGAGAUUUUAUGACACAGGAGGUCCAGAUGUAAUAGCUGCAGCAGAAAAGCAGAUGGAAGAAGAGCAAGCGGGUGAAAAGGGAUACUCCAUGGAUGACAUAUGGAAAGAUAUCGCUCUGGCAGAAGAGAACUAUAUAAAACCAGUCCAGGAUAGCUAUAGUGUAGAAGGUAGUUUCUCUUGUCCUCCUUUGGCUUCUCCAUCAUGGGAGUACUGUUUGGACUCGCUAUGGAAGGUGGAUGAAGAAGAGGGUAAGAUGUCUCUGCCCAUGAGUGAUCAAUUUCUUCCAAGCUACGGAUAUUGGGGAGCAUCUCUAACAGGCUAAUCACAAUUUUAUUUAUUGAAAUUUGUUUAUAAAUGUAAUAUUGUCCUAAGGAAGCUCUAACCUGUAUAGUGUGGGUUUUCUCUAAGCUUUUUGAUUCAGUUCUGCAUCAUUUCAAAUCACUGUAAUCAUCUCAUGCAUAACAGUAGUCUAUCCCUGUGUUUUGUGUGUUUUCACUUUUCAGAGAGGAAGAGAUAACCUCAUCAAACCUCCCAUAAGGAGGUUGGUAAGUUCAUGGAUGUAAUGUAUAAUACGCCUUGUAACUUUUCAAUAAAGCUGGUACCGUUUAAUGUUA